Nannospalax galili (Upper Galilee mountains blind mole rat) is the source of this 2283-nucleotide messenger RNA. It is a transcript of the gene Eed, whose product is annotated as embryonic ectoderm development. Gene Ontology annotation, molecular function: nucleosome binding; protein binding. The coding region runs from base 693 to 2018 and encodes 441 amino acids. Gene Ontology annotation, cellular component: ESC/E(Z) complex. Lineage: Eukaryota; Metazoa; Chordata; Mammalia; Rodentia; Spalacidae. The record is from RefSeq and is a predicted model, not a curated record. Gene Ontology annotation, biological process: negative regulation of transcription by RNA polymerase II. The transcript has 12 exons.
UUCCAUUUGCCAGACCGGGGUGGCAUGCAGGAAGGCGCCUAGGGAUUUUGAAUUUCUAACUUCAAGAAAAAGACUAGGUUGCUAGCACUUCAUCGGGUAAUAGUGAAAUGCUGUCCCCUAAGCCCAGGACUCUGGGCCCUUGGCAUGCACCCAUAGAGCGAGGAGCGCCUUCUUGCUUCUUCCCCCUCCCCUGAGGCAGUGGUGGUCGGACCCACGCCUCAGACUUUCGCUAGCUUGCAGCGGGUCGGAGAGCGAAGGAUUGAGCCAAUUGCGGAUGAAACGUCUUUGCAAGGAAGGGGGUGAGGGAGCUGCCCUUUGAGUUCCGCCUCUUCUCGAGGCCCUGGUGGGGAAGCGGGACAUAGGAAAUACCGCCCUCUUAAGCCAGCGGAUCCGACGCCUCCGUGCAAACUGCCGAGAGGGCGGCGGGAAAACCAUCAGCCGGGAACCGGGACCGGGAAGCAGCCAGGAAGCCGUGCGGGAGGGCGCGCGCGCGCCCCUUUUUCAGCAGUGUGGCGGGGUCGCACGCACGCCCGCCUCGGCGGCUGGGCGCGAUUUGCGACAGUGGGGGGAGCGGCGGAGGUGGUGGCGGCGGCAGUGGCAGCUUUACGGCAGGCUCGGGCCGGGCUUGCUUGACGGCGGUGUGGCGGAGGCCCCGCCCGAGGCGGCAGGAACCUGGAGGGAGGCGGAGGAAUAUGUCCGAGAGGGAAGUGCCGACUGCGCCGGCGGGAACAGACAUGCCUGCGGCCAAGAAGCAGAAGUUGAGCAGCGAUGAGAACAGCAACCCGGACCUCUCGGGAGACGAGAACGAUGAUGCUGUCAGUAUCGAGAGUGGUACCAACACUGAACGCCCUGACACACCUACAAACACACCUAAUGCACCUGGCAGGAAAAGCUGGGGAAAGGGAAAAUGGAAAUCAAAGAAAUGCAAAUACUCUUUCAAGUGUGUGAACAGCCUCAAGGAAGAUCAUAACCAGCCGUUGUUUGGAGUUCAAUUUAACUGGCACAGUAAAGAAGGUGACCCGUUAGUAUUUGCAACUGUAGGAAGCAACAGAGUUACCUUGUAUGAAUGCCAUUCACAAGGAGAAAUCCGGUUAUUGCAAUCAUACGUGGAUGCUGAUGCUGAUGAAAAUUUUUACACUUGUGCAUGGACCUAUGAUAGCAAUACCAGCCAUCCUCUGCUGGCUGUUGCUGGAUCAAGAGGCAUAAUAAGGAUAAUUAAUCCCAUAACGAUGCAGUGCAUAAAGCACUAUGUCGGACAUGGAAAUGCUAUCAAUGAGCUGAAAUUCCACCCAAGAGACCCAAAUCUUCUCCUGUCAGUAAGUAAAGAUCAUGCUUUACGGUUAUGGAAUAUCCAGACGGACACUCUGGUGGCAAUAUUUGGAGGUGUAGAAGGGCACAGAGAUGAAGUUCUGAGUGCUGAUUAUGAUCUUUUGGGUGAAAAAAUAAUGUCCUGUGGUAUGGAUCACUCUCUGAAACUUUGGAGGAUCAAUUCAAAGAGAAUGAUGAAUGCAAUUAAGGACUCGUAUGAUUAUAACCCAAAUAAAACUAACAGGCCAUUUAUUUCCCAGAAAAUCCACUUUCCUGACUUUUCUACCAGAGACAUACAUAGGAAUUAUGUUGAUUGUGUGCGAUGGUUAGGCGAUUUGAUACUUUCCAAGUCUUGUGAGAAUGCCAUUGUAUGCUGGAAACCUGGCAAAAUGGAAGAUGAUAUAGAUAAAAUUAAACCUAGUGAGUCUAAUGUGACUAUUCUUGGGCGAUUUGAUUACAGCCAGUGUGACAUUUGGUACAUGAGGUUUUCUAUGGAUUUCUGGCAAAAGAUGCUUGCAUUGGGCAAUCAGGUUGGCAAACUUUAUGUUUGGGAUUUAGAAGUAGAAGAUCCUCAUAAAGCCAAAUGUACAACACUGACUCAUCAUAAAUGUGGUGCUGCUAUUCGACAAACCAGUUUUAGCAGGGAUAGCAGCAUUCUUAUAGCUGUUUGUGAUGAUGCCAGUAUUUGGCGUUGGGAUCGACUUCGAUAAACUAUUUUUUCCUAAUAAAUAUUAGAACAUGUUGUCUGUGUAAAAUAGAAUUAAUGUAUCUUGCUAGUAAGGGCACAUAGAGCAUUUAGACUUGUUUUUCAGCAUUCAAUCAGGCUGAGCUGAAUGUAGUGAUGUUUACAUUGUUUACAUUCUUUGUACUGUCUUCCUGCUCAGACUCUACUGCUUUUAAUAAAAAUUUAUUUUUGUAAAGUUGUAUGUUAUUUUUAUUGUGGUGAAAAAAAUUUGGAAGUAAAAUAAUUAUGCC